Messenger RNA from Lithohypha guttulata, 570 nucleotides. RefSeq lists its product as uncharacterized. NCBI's taxonomy places the organism in Eukaryota, Fungi, Ascomycota, Eurotiomycetes, Chaetothyriales, Trichomeriaceae. Bases 1 to 570 code for a protein of 189 amino acids. The transcript has 2 exons. The record is from RefSeq and is a predicted model, not a curated record.
AUGGCAAAGAUACUGCACAAGCUGGCAUAUGGGAACGUCAAGACAAUGCAGCCGAAGCGGAAGCAGGUUGACAAUUUCGCAAGGUACUGCGAACAAUACUUCAAAAAACCAGGCACAAGACCAGAUGACAGGAAUCAUGAGAGGAUCACUGCUGCGUGGCCUGGAAGGAGUUUCCAUGCCCUAGAAGCUCAGAAAGAUGUCAAGAGGGGGGACUUUGAGAUGGAACUGAUGGACGAGAACGAGUUUGCAUGGUUCGGAAAUGGUGGUACCGUUACAGACUUCGACAACAGUGCUAGUACGGAUGCUUUGUCGUGGUAUCUCAACGCUCCUCGGUUUGUACACGAUCUUGUCUCCAACAUACCAAACACUACUGCUAUCGAGAAAGAAAUGGUUCGCAACAAGUCUGCUGGAAAGGAAUUUGAAAUGCAACAUAAGAAGACACGUAUUGAGGCACAAGACAAUGUCGUGGGUGAAGGGGCAUUCUACAUGGAUGGACAGUCUGCCACUGACUCAACAAGUGAAGCAGCGACGACUUCUAGUCAAGCACCAGUUGUGGCCGUGAUGUGCUGA